Molecule: messenger RNA, 1143 nt
Organism: Exophiala oligosperma
Lineage: Eukaryota; Fungi; Ascomycota; Eurotiomycetes; Chaetothyriales; Herpotrichiellaceae
Exons: 2
Coding region: 97-1041 (314 amino acids)
Biological process (GO): translation
Cellular component (GO): ribosome; mitochondrial small ribosomal subunit
Molecular function (GO): RNA binding; structural constituent of ribosome
Source: RefSeq, a predicted model, not a curated record
GCCAGCUCCAUUUGGACGUCACCACCAAGGGCUGCAUCUCAUUGUCCUAUGUACUCUGCGUGACCGUCCGUACUUGGCCAAUAGGGCACUUUGACCAUGGCAAGACCAUCGGUACAAGCUCUGCCGGCUUCCAUGUCGGGAACUUGUCGACAGUGCCGGGUGCAGAGCAGAUUUCUUCUGACAAGCCUAUCGCCAUGGCUACAGCUUUCAGGUCGCCGACAUGGCCUCACUGCAUCUAGGUCCAAUUCUACAGAUGCACAGAUCCAAGCCGCCCCAGAGAUCGAUCUCUCAAACUCCGACACCCCAGCAGUUCCUGCUCGGAUUCUCCCUGCAUCUCCUUCGUACUUCACAGCAUCACCGCUUUUCAACGACAACGUCUUGCUGCUACAAUCCCUCGUCAAGAAACAUAGCGCGCUCCCUCUUGCAUCUCCCGACAAUAUCCCACGUGGAGUCUGGUUGAAGCUCGGCCAAUACCGUAGUUCCACGGGCGAAACAGUCCCUGCCUCGAAAUAUACAAAGGUCCUAGAGCUCUUGACUCGACUGAACAAGAUUCAUCCACGAAUACGACCGAAGGAAGUGAGAGAAGUCUUGGAUCGCUUUCGCCGGCCGGGUUCGGAACGGUUGCAAAAGGCCAAACCUGGAAAGAUUGAUAGGGUUGGGAGAUCGGUUGGAAUUGGCCGCAGAAAGGAAUCUGGUGCAAAGGUUUACCUUGUUGAAGGAACAGGAGAAGUACUGGUCAAUGGCCGCAACAUAGUGCAGGCAUUUCCUCGUCUACACGAUCGCGAGAGUGCACUUUGGGCAUUGAAAGCUACUGAGAGAGCGGACAAAUACAAUGUGUUCGCCUUGGUUGCGGGAGGUGGUGUCACUGGUCAAGCCGAAUCAAUUACCCUGGCUGUGGCUAGAGCGUUGUUGGUACACGAGCCAGCUCUAAAGCCAGCUCUUCGACGAGCUGGCUGUCUCACAUCGGAUAGGAGACGUGUCGAACGAAAGAAGCCUGGAAGGCUGAAGGCAAGGAAGAAGCCGGCCUGGGUCAAGCGAUGAGACGCUCGUCGACUGCAGUGGUACUUGUUUGUCUGUACAUUGUUGUUCAAAUACUUUUGUGUACCAAAUUUGUCCUAUCAUCAGGAAUCGGAUAUCAUUGAC